Molecule: messenger RNA, 25100 nt
Organism: Podarcis lilfordi (Lilford's wall lizard)
Lineage: Eukaryota; Metazoa; Chordata; Lepidosauria; Squamata; Lacertidae
Source: the annotation of a GenBank genome assembly
AUGGACCCCCUCCUCCACAUCCAAGCGGAGGAUGUCUACUAUAUGAGGAAGCUGGUCAACGACUCGUCCCUCUGGAACCUCAGCUUGGGCGAGUGGUUCCACAAUGGGACAGCAGAUGGCUUCCUGCCCAUGGGCAUCAAGGUCACAAUUGUCAUCGUCUACUCCAUCGUCUGCAUCGUGGGGCUGGUGGGGAACUGCUCCGUCAUGUAUGUGAUCAUCAGGUAAGCCAAGCAUGCAGGUGGGUUAACCCAGGAAUGCGCAGCCUUCUGUGCAGAGAAAGGCUCUCUUUGACAGAGAGAUCAUCACCGCUUACCUUUGAGGAUCUCUUCUCUGGCCUUCAAGAAACGGCAAUAAAGGCAAGGGUUUCUCUGAGCAUGUGCUAGAUUCCUUUCUCUCGCUGUCUCCUAGCAGAGAAUGGAGGUUUUUCUAGGCCAUCAACUUGAAGCAGUCGCUUUUAUGAGGUGUGUGCAGACUGUUCAGAACCCACCCAGUAGCAUCGCCUUGUUCUAAUCCUUGCAGCAACCCUGCAAAGUAGGCCAGCGUUAUUAAAUCCAUAUUGCAAAUGGAGACUGACUGCAUGAGAGAAGGGUGGCUUGCUGAAGCAAAGCCUCAUAAGCAAAUGGGUUCUUCAUUUAUUAGGGUGCUUGCCGUGGAUUUGAACUGAGGACUAAGUCACAAGUGGCUUAGAUCUGCAAAACAGGGCAGAAGGUCGAGGCAGGUUGGAGUAACUUUCUGGAAGGCCAAUUUGUCUGCAUUGGAAUGGCUUGGAAUGAUCCAAUCUGGGGUCCCCAAUGGUGUGAUCAUUGUGGGGAGAUGGGGUGCUUUGUUUGAACAUGGGAAACUCGGGUACCAAUCCCUGCUUAGGCAUGUGCAUCAUAGGCUGGCCCUGGAUAUGAUAGUGUUGUCUCAGGGCUCAACCACACUUCCGCUUGCUCCAGAACCUGCCCCCCAGGAAAACUCCCUGUUUACUGCUGGAUCAGAGCAAACACCCACCAGGUUUUCUCUGGAUUGAUGCUUGCUCUCAUUUAAUACUAAAGAGUGGGAUUUCUAGGGGGUGGGUGGGGAACACAGUGGGGCAAAGGCAAAACCACUCGGACUCAUGCCUAGAAAACCCAAGACAAGUGGAAAACUGCUUGGACCCAUGUUUUCACAUUGCCAUCACUGCUACAAUCAUAUACAAGAGAAUGAACUUGGAUUUGCUUUCUUAUUCCAUGUACACGGCUGCAUUUUCAAAUACUCUUGUUGCUAUUUUCAAUUAUAUAUUUUUAAGUACUAUCAACAUAUGGUCACCCUCAUGUAACAGGUUAGUUUUUUCCCCUUAAUAAUGAUAUGUUGCCACAACAGUGCACAGCCCAUUACAAAAACCUUUAGGAAGAAAAUUCUUAAAUUAAUUCCAGAACUGGAGUUUGCUGCAGGUGUCCAUUCCAUCAUUUCAAUUGCAUCAAAUUUUCAUUACUGAUGCAGUCAUAAAACACUGCAAAAAAGAAAAGAAAAGGAACUCUUGAUGCAACUAUUCACACCGUUGCCUCAAAAUUCUUGCUGUGGGGUGUUUGAUAUAUAUACAAUGAUGUCCUGUGCAUGGGUAAAACACAGAGUGCAAAAUGGAACAUGAUGCAAAGAUAUAUACGCAGUCAGUUCAAGACUGGGUUUUCUGUGGGGUGUUGGUGGUUGACAGUGGUUUUUUUUUCCAUGUUGAGGACAGGGGAAGCAUAAAUGUACCGAAGGAACUGAAAAUGCAUUCUUUAUUUGAGUUUUUUAAUCACUGUUUAUAUGCCACCUGAUUAAAAAAUGGUCUCUGGGCAGCUUGCAAACCAUAAAACAUUACAAUUCUAGAUAACCCCAGUACAAUAAAAUAGUACGCAAAUCCAGGGGAAACAUUAAACGUAAACAUUUUACAGCAAGGCGUAAGACGGUAUAGAGAAAUGCACAGCAUCUUCGAAAGCAGGCACCAGAUCUAAACGUCUGUGGAUUUACAGGUUCACAAUCCAAAAAGGCCACAAAGAAGGUGGCAGGAGACACUCUUUGGGGAGGGCAUCCUAUAACCGAGGGGCCACCACUUAGGAGCCCUUUCUCCUGUAGACACCUGUUGUACCUCACUUGGUGGGGAGCCUGGAAAAGGGCCUUUGAAGUUAAUCUCAGGAUCCAGACAGCUACUUGUGGGAGGAGAUGAUCCUUCAGGUCACCUGGUCCCAAGUCAUUUAGGGCUUUCCUUUGAAUUAGGCCCAGAAGUGUGCUGGACGUCAGUGUGUAUGUAAGUCAUAGAAUCAAAGAACUGAAGAGUUGGAAGGGACCAUGAGGGUCUUCGAGUUUGACCUCCUGCAAUGCAGGGAUCUUUUGCCCAACGUGGGGCUCAACCCCACGACCCCACGACCCCACGACCCUGAGAUUAAGAGUCUCAUGGUCUGCUGACUGAGCUUUCUCAACAGAGUUACGAAGACAAGUUCAAAGUGUUACUGUUAGCAAAGAAAGUGCAUAACCACUUCAGACCAGCUUGUUUGAAGGAUCUCAACCACUUUUAUCUGUGGAAGUGGCACUGUUUCAGGUGUUACUCUAGAACUCCCUGCUUAUUGAAUCAGGUGCGUGUACUCAUUAUACACUUUUCAGCACCUGCUGAAAAGGUUUUUGUUUAGGUAAGCCCAUGGGUAGGCAAACUAAGGCCCGGGGGCCGGAUCUGGCCCAAUCACCUUCAAAAUCCGGCCUGCAGACGGUCCAGGAAUCAGCGUGUUUUUACAUGAGUAGAAUGUGUGCUUCUAUUUAAAAUGCAUCUCUGGGUUAUUUGUGGGGCAUAGGAAUUUGUUCAUUCCCCCCUCCCCCCCCAAAAAAAUAUGGUCUGCCCCCCCACAAGGUCUGAGGGACAGUGGACUGGCCCCCUGCAGAAAAAGUUUGAUGACCCCUGGGUAAGCCUAUAUAAUCAUGUAGAAGUUGAGAUUAAAACACUUAAAAAAUAAGAAUACCUGUUGUUGACUUUAAUUAUCUUUUGGAUGAUUUAAAAAUACCUAAUAAAACAAAUUCCUUCCAGUAGCACCUUAGAGACCAACUAAGUUUGUUAUUGGUAUGAGCUUUCGUGUGCACAUGAAAGCUCAUACCAAUAACAAACUUAGUUGGUCUCUAAGGUGCUACUGGAAGGAAUUUCUUUUAUUUUGUUUCGACUACAGCAGACCAACACGGCUACCUUCAUGUAUUUAAAACUGUUUUUAAACUGUGUUUUAUUGAUCAUUUAAUUUUUUUUAUUUUGGUAAACUGCUUAGGAGUUUCAUUACAAUCCAGUAGUACAUAAAUUCUGUAAAAUAAUAAUACGAUCAUGUCAUCCAUACCUUAUUUACAGUUUUUCCCUUCCUAUUUUAGGCUAACUGGAUUUUCCAAUUCAGUGUUCAGUUUUUCUACACCUUGUGGAAUUAGAAUUUCAUGAGUAGGAAAGGAAGCUGCAUCUGCCCCACUGCCGCCCAGCUGACAGAGAAGAAGUAGGAAAUAGAAGCACAGGCUCUGAGUGGUAGGGAUGCCAUAUGUCUAGAUUUUUUUUUGCGUUUUGAGGUAUUCCUGGGGGGGAAAAAAGCUCAACAAUUUUUUGAAAUAUAUAUGGCAACUCUACUGAGAGGUCCUGGGUCACCUGCAAAUGGACUCAACCCUAACUUAAAUUCAGUCCACUAGGGCCACAACCAUUGGGCAGUUACGUUAGAUGAUUAAAAUCAUAGAAUCAUAGAAUUUUAGAGUUGGACGAGAACUCAAAUGUCAUCUUGAAAGACAUACAUUGGCUCCCAGUACGUUUCCGAGCACAGUUCAAAGUGUUGGUGCUGACCUUUAAAGCCCUAAACGGCCUUGGCCCAGUAUACCUGAAGGAGCGUCUCCAACCCCAUCGUUCUGCCCGGACGCUGAGGUCCAGCGCCGAGGGACUUCUGGCGGUUCCCUCAUUGCAAGAAGCAAAGCUACAGGGAACCAGGCAGAGGGCCUUCUUGGUAGUGGCGCCCACCCUGUGGAACGCCCUCCCAUCAGAUGUCAAAGCGAUAAACAACUACAUGACAUUCAGAAGACAUCUUAAGGCAGCCCUGUUCAGGGAAGUUUUUAAUGUGUGACUUUUUAGUGUAUUUUUGGUCUCUGUGGAAGCCGCCCAGAGUGGCUGGGAAAAUCCAGCCAGAUGGGCGGGGUACAAAUAAUAAUAAUAAAUAAUAAUAAUAAUAGUAAUAAUAAUAAUAAUAAUAAUAAUAAUCUGGUCUAACCCCCUGCAAUGCGAGAAUCACAGCUGAAGAAUCCUUAACAGAAGGCCACCCAACCUUCAGUGAAGGAGAGUCCACCAAGGGAGUCUAUUCCAUUGGUUCUUACCAGAAAAAAAGUUCUUCCUAAUAUUUAGUUGGAAUCUCCUUUCUUGCAAUUUGAAUCCAUUAGUUUGGGUCCCGCCCUCUGGAGCAGCAGAAAACAUACUUGUUCCAUCUUCUUCAUGGUUUGGAACCAGGUGCAAUCAACAUGCAUGGACUCUCCUUAGCUAGAGCAGAUCUUCUCCUCAGUUGUGUGGAUGCUGGUGGGACUGGGGAACAGGAACGUAUCAGAGGGGGGCGUGAGCUGACCAGGCCAUCCUAGGGACGUGUAUGUCUGUCAACACUGGUUUCCUCUCCGGGAUGCGGGUGGCGCUAUGGUCUAAACCACUGAGCCUCUUGGGCUUGCUGAUCAGAAGGUUGGCGGUUCGAAUCCCCAUGACAGGGUGAGCUCCUAUUGCUCUGUCCCAGCUCCUGCUAACCUAGCAGUUCGAAAGCAUGUCAAAGUACAAGUAUAUAAAUAGGUACCGCUGUGGUGGGAAGGUAAACGGUGUUUCCGUGCGCUCCGGCACUCGUCACGGUCCUCCGUGCGCCAGUAGUGGUUUAGUCCUCCUGGCCACAUGACCCGGAAAACUGUCUGUGGACAAACGCCGGCUCCUUUGGCCUGAACGUGAGAUGAGCGCCGCAACCCCAGAGUCGCCUUUGACUGGACUUAACCAUCCAGGGUUCUUUUACCUUUGCCUUUACCUCUCUCAGUUUCUCCUUUUUCCAAUUAAAUUCGGUUCUCCACAUUUCUGCAUCAGUUUGUGAUCAUUAUUUUUCAAACGCUUUUCUUGCAAAGCGGCUGAUUAGGUUAUUGAUAAUUUAUCAUGUAUUUACAGUGGUACCUCGGGUUAAGUACUUAAUUUGUUCCAGAGGCCCGUUCUUAACCUGAAACUGUUCUUAACCUGAAGCACCACUUUAGCUAAUGGGGCCUCCUGCUGCUGCCGCGCCGCUGCUGCAUGAUUUCUGUUCUCAUCCUGAAGCAAAGUUCUUAACCCAAGGUAUUAUUUCUGGGUUAACCUGAAGCGUAUGUAACUCGAGGUACCACUGUAUUUACUUGUCGAAAUUCUCAUUGCUGUUUUAUGACGGCCAAGGAAUGGCAGAGUUGUCCUCUGAAGACCCUUUGCUGGAGAGUGCUGAUGGGGAGAAAGCUGUUGUGUUCAGGUCUUUUUUGUGCAUUUCCCACAGAUACCAGGUUGGCCACUGUGAGAACACGGUGCUGGGCCAGGUGGCCCAUUGGCCUGAUGUAGCUGGAAUUGUCUUCUAAGGCGGGGGGGGGGGGUGGUUCUAUAGGCAUUGGAGAGGACAGUUGAGAAGUGAUUUAUAGAAAGAGGAUUAGCACUUAAGACAGUGUUCCACUGUCAAACGUCUCUUACCGUCAGAAAGUUCCUCCAGAUGUUUAGUCGGAAAACCUUUCUUGUAACUUGAAACCAUUGGUUUGGGUUCUAACCUUUGGAGCAGGAGAAACGAGCUUGCUCCAUCUUCCAUGUGACAGCCUUCUACAUAUUGGAAGAUGGCUGCCAUAUCUCUUCUCCAUCUCGUCUUUUCAAAUGCUAUUUUUUAAAAAUUAAAGCUUUAAAAAAAUGUAACAAAAAGUGAUAUACAAGAGUUAACAUAAAAACUGAAAGAAAGAAAAGAAAGAAAAGAAAAAGAAAAUACUUCCAAUUGUCUGUCUAUCAGCUUUCUGGACUUAUGCAAACUCUGUUAUGCAAACAGCGUGGUGUAGUGGUUAAGAGCGGUAGUCUUGUAAUCUGGGGAACUGGGUUCGCGUCUCCACUCCUCCACAUGCAGCUGCUGGGUGACCUUGGGCCAGUCAUACUUCUUUGAAGUCUCUCAGCCCCACUCACCUCACAGAGUGUUUGUUGUGGGGGAGGAAGGGAAAGGAGAUUGUGAGCCGCUUUGAGACUCCUUAAAGGGAGUGAAAGGUGGGAUAUCAAAUCCAAACUCUUCUUCUUCUUCUUCUUCUUCUUUUCAGUCUUCAAACCCAGAUAUCACAAGCUCAUUAUCCUUUUUUUGCACAAAAAGUCCAUAAGCGAUUUCCAAUCAUUAAUAAAAGUCAACAAUGAUUUUUCUCUAAUUAAACACAUCAAUUUUGCUAUCUCAGCCAAAUCCAUUAAUUUCAAGAACCAUUCUUCCACAGUAGUUAUCAGAUCUCCUCUCAGUCUCCUCUUUUCCAGCCUAAACAGACCCAGCUCCUUCAACCAUUCCUCCUAAGUCUUGGUUUCCAGACCUUUGAUCAUCUUGGUUGCCCUCCUCCGCACACGUUCCAGCUUUUCAACAUCCUUCUUAAAUUGUGGUCCACAGAACUGGACACAGUAUUCCAGGUGUGGUCUGACCAAGACAGAAUAGAGUGGUACUGUUACUUCCCUUGAUCUUGAAUACUAUACUGCUGUUGAUGCAGCCUAGAAUAGCAUUACAGUGGUACCUCGGGUUACAUACGCUUCAGGUUACAUACGCUUCAGGUUACAGACUCCGCUAACCCAGAAAUAGUGCUUCAGGUUAAGAACUUUGCUUUAGGAUGAGAACAGAAAUUGGGUUUUGGCGGCACAGCAGCAGCAGGAGGCCCCAUUAGCUAAAGUGGUGCUUCAGGUUAAGAACAGUUUCAGGUUAAGUAUGGACCUCCAGAAUGAAUUAAGUACUUAACCCGACGUACCACUGUAGCUUCUUUUUGCUCCUGCAUCACAUUGUUGACUCGUGUUCAGCUUGUGGUCCACCAAGACCCCAUGAUCCUUUUCACAUGUACUGCUAGUAAGCCUGGUGUCUUAUAUUUUUGCAGAACCUUACACUCGUCCCUAUUGAAAUUAAUUUUGUUAGCUUGGGCCCAGUUCUCCAAUCUGUUAAACUCGUCUUAAAUCCCAAUUCUAUCUUCUGUGGCAUUAGCUACCACACACAGUUUGGUGUCCUGAGGUCACCCAGUGAUCUUCAUGGCCAAAUUGGGUUUUGAACUCUGGUGUCCCAUGUUGUCGUCCGACGCUCUAACCACUAUCUAUGCUAAACCAGUUCACUGCAGCGUUGGGUUCCAUCAGUUCAUUUGUGUCUUUCCUCCUCUCCUAUCUUACCACCGUGCUUGCGUGCACUGACAAAACACUGCAAGAAAGGCAACCUUUGGUGCAAUCAGUUGAAUGAGUGAUUACUAGGUCUGUGCACAGCUCCACUCCAUCCAUGCCAUAGCCUCAAUAUGGUGCUCCUGAAUCCGGCUAACUUUCUCUGGGACCACCCAGGGACCCCCUGACCCACCCUAGAUUCAGCCCCAAAGCCAUUUGGGAAGGGGGUAUUUUAGAGUUUUAUAAAAUAAAAUAAAAUAAAAUAAAAUAAAAUAAAAUAAAAUAAAAUAAAAUAAAAUAAAAUAAAAUAAAAUAAAAUAAAAUAAAAUAAAAUAAAAUAAAAUAAAAAAUAAAACAAAACAACACAAAACCCAUGUGGAACCCUAAUCCUGCAGAAAGCCAUCUAAUUAGAUUUUAAUUUGAUCCUGAUUUGUUUUUAGGAGGUAAUUUAAUUAUUGUUUCAUUUUAUACCAAUGUUAUAGAUUUGAUGUUAGCCGCCCUGAGCCCGGUUUCAGCUGGGGAGGGCAGGAUACAAUAAAAUUUUAUUAUUAUUAUUAUUAUUAUUGUUAUUAUUAUUAUUAUUAUUAAUUAUUAUUAUUAUUAAAAUAAAAUAAACAUACAAUCAGGACGAGUGAAGGAGACAUUGCAAAAUGUAUUUGAAGGCAAAUUGGCUGCAAGAGAAAAGUGCAUUCAAAUGCCGGCAUAUUUUUGAGAGGAUUUUUUCACCUUUCCAAUCUCAAACUGAUGCCGAGAUGUAGGGAACUGAAUAUAAGAUGGAGAAAAUGCGAAACUGAAACUGACAGUUCUGCCCAUUCCUUCAUAUUAGUUCUUCUUCUUCUUCUUUGGCUAAGAAGAUGUCUAUUUUUAAUAGCCCAGUCAAUCAUCCGCACAAUUCAUACUUCUGAGAAGUAAUUAAAUGGAAGCACUCAGGGAGUCUUGAUCCCUGCUCACUACCUGUUAAUCUUCCUUUGGUAGCAGGCAGUUCUUCCAGUAUUCUGUCUUUCCUUCUUCUCAUCAUUUAGCCUCCUUGGGGGGGGGGGUUCUUAAAAAUAAAAAAAAUAUCCUGAGACUUGUCUGUAGUUAUGCACUGUGGGGGGUUACAUUCUCCAGGAACCUUACAUGCUUUCUUAAACCGAGAGGGUAAAUUUCAGAUGUGUGUAUGUGUGUGUGCAUUUUAUCUCCUAAACAACCCGUCCAGCCAUUCGUCUGCAUUUCCAAAUCUGUUGGCUUCGUUCUCUUCUCCCUGCCUUCCAUUUAAUAUCCUUAUUUGAGAGCAGCAAUAAAAGCAGCUCGCUGGCUGAUGAAUGCUCCUGCUGAGUAGCAUUGCUCAAAAUUAUUCUGCAAUGACGUGCUGGGUAGCUGUGUGAUUGUUUGCGUCUCUCUCGCCACUCGCCUUUCUCAGCCCUGCGUGCGUUUAGAAUCAAACGGAACACAUUUGUGAAAGGUUUUCUCGCUUCGCCCUCCGUGGAGAUACUUAGGCUCAUGUACGCCUGUUCCAACUUGAAGCACACCAGACUGAAAAACAAUAGGGUAGCUUUAAAUAUCCAAUGAGGGUCUCUCUAAGGUUUCUUCAGAGAACGGCAGUACCGCCAAGGCUUGUUGGACCUCUGUGCUAACCCUCCACACUAAUUUCCCUGAAUUUGCCAGGGCAAAGAAGAGGGACUGCAGCAGGGAGGAUUGAAAAAGAGAGCAAUGAGCCCCAUCUUUAGAGCCUGGGUGCAAUGGGAAGUGUGAGAAAUGGAGUUUCCCAUGCCUCCCAACCAUAACUGUCAACUUUCCCCUUUUUUUAAGGGAAACUCCCUUAUUCCAAAUAGGAUUCCUCGCAAGAAAAGGGAAAAGUUGACAGCUAUGCUCCCAACAGAGGCGGAUUUAGGGCAGCAUGUCUGGAUCCGUCGCACUGGGCAUCAAUUCUUUGGGGGCGCUGCAGGGUGUCGUAACUAUGACAUAGUGAAUUGAAUUGAACAGAAGGCGAGAGCCGGGGUGACUGUGAUCAGAUUCUGGCCAGGGUGCCACUGAAAUUUGAAAGACCAAAAUCCUCCCCUGUUCCCAACCCUUUCAUUGCAAAGUUCAUUUAUUUAUUUUUUGCCUGCCCUUCACCCUAAGGUCCCAAGGUGGAUUACAACAUUAGAGCACAAUACAGUGGUACCUCGGUUCUCAAACGCCUUGGUGCUCAAACAACUUGGAACCCAAACACUGCAAAACCGGAAGUAAGUGUUCCAGUUUGCGAACUUUUUUCAGAAGCUGAACAUGCUCCGUUUUGAGUGUUACGCUUCCGAUUUGAGUGCCCCACUUCUGUUUUGAGUGUUACGCUGAGGUCUGUCAGUUUUUGCUAUUUACUUUGCUUUUCUUGCGGCUUUUUUUGUUUUGUUUUUGUGAUUCUGUGGAACCCAGUUUAGCUACUGGUUGAUUGAUUGUGUGACUGCAGUACGUUGUUUAUUGCUUUCAUUUUAUGGAUCAAUGUUCUCGUUAGAUAGUAAAAUUCAUGUUAAAUUGCUGGAAUGGAUUAAUCCCCUUUGCAUUACUUUCUAUGGGAAAGCGCGCCUUGGUUUUGGAACGCUUUGGUUUUGGAAUGGACUUCUGGAACAGAUUAAGUUUGAGAACCAAGGCACCACUGUAUUGAAACAGUUGAAAACUGUUGAAUGUUAGAAUGAAUGUUAGAAUGUUAGAAUGAUGUUGGAUAGAAAUUAAGUGGUUUCCAGCUGUAAUGCUUUAAGGGAAUAUGAAAAAUGGGUUGUUAAUAGGUAAAAAUCUAAUGUUACUAUUUUAAGACCAAAGAUUAGGAUAAACAAAGAGGGUAAGGAUUUGCUGAACCAACAAAUUGAACUGGAAUACAACAAAGGGAGGUAUGAGGAGGUCCGGGAAACAAGCUAAGGAAAAAUAAGUAAUGGAAAAAUUGAGUGGUUUUUAAUCAUUUUUAUUUUGUAUUUUGUAUUUUUUCUUUUUUGUCAUUUUUAUAUUGUAACAUUUGGAAAAUCUCAAUAAAUAUCUUAUAAAAAAAAAGAAAACAACCUAACAAUCACAAAAGCAGGGUGGGACCUAUAAAUAUGUAUCUACCCCACUGGGGUAUCUCACUGAAAUCUCACCAGAACCACUGUCUCCACUGCUUCAUGGGCCCCACCACAUGACACAGGCAAGGGAAGCAUCCAUUGGGAUGAGGGUAAAGGUAAAGGUAAAGGUAAAGGGACCCCUGACCAUUAGGUCCACUUGUGGCCGACUCUGGGGUUGUGGCGCUCAUCUCGCUUUAUUGGCUGAGGGAGCCGGCGUACAGCUUCCGGGUCCUGUAGCCAGCAUGACUAAGCCACUUCUGGCAAACUAGAGCAGCGCAUGGUAACGCCAUUUACCUCCCCGCCAGAGUGGUACCUAUUUAUCUACUUGCUCUUUGACGUGCUUUCAAACUGCUAGGUGGGCAGGAGCAGGGACCGAGCAACGGGAGCUCACCCAGUUGCAGGGAUUCGAACCGCCGACCUUCUGAUCGGCAAGUCCUAGGCUCUGUGGUUUAACCCACCUUUCUAUUUCAUCUCAGGUGGCAAACUGGGACCUGCUGCCCCUGGUGUGGGGUUUCUGGUCUACAAAGUAUUUAGUGUAAUCAUGAUUGUGUUCAUGCCCCACCAAGGCAGCAGAGAACACUGGGUCAUGGCCUCGUUUCUCUUUAGGAAGAAUGGUGUUCUUGCCUCCAUAUUAACUGACCUCCAAGGAAAACAGGCAGCGGAGGAGGGAAGUGGGCAGCAGGAAAACAGAGACAAAUGAAGUUAAUAUUCUUCCAAUAAUCUGAUCUCUAAUGAUGACCAAAAAGAAAUUCGCUGCACAUAGGAGGGAUAAAAUUAAAUUAAAUUUGAGUGCAAGGCAGGGCAAAUACAUUAUCAGAAGCCCAUCAAAGCGCUCCCAUGCCUUUCAUUUUUCUUUGGAUCUCACUCUUUAUGCACAGACACAUAGUUGCAACAGGCAACUGGAGCAAGUCAAAUGCAAAUGUAAUUAGCACUGAGUCGAUGUCUUUGUGCAGAGUAAUCAAAAGCCAUGCUAUAUAUAGGAGUAUCGACAGGGCAGUGAAGCACACAUCCACAAGUCAGGGAAGAGGCAAACUCCUUCUGCAAAAGAUGUCCAACUGUGGAUUCAGGUGGGAACGCCAGAUUUAGGGUGGUACAGGCAGUUUCCCCACUCAGGGUGCCGAGCCAAGGGGGUGCAAAAUUGAGCAGAUCUAUUCUCAAACGCACAACAUGUGUUGGAACAUUCUUAAUGCAGCCUAAGCAGAUUCUUCUAACCAGUGCUUUUUUUUUCUAAAAAAAAAUGUUUAGGGGUAUUCUCAUUUUGACUCAAGAAAAUCACCAUUUUAUAGUUCAAAUCGGGAAAAAUAAAUACAGUAACUGGACAAAAGUACAAAGAUUCACAAAAUGUUUGAGGGUAUGUGUACCCCUGUAUCCCCCCCCCCCAGAAAAAGCACGGCUUCUAACAAUAUCCUUUCACAUUUAUAUUCAGUUUUUACAUCUCUUCGCAUUUCUAGCUAUCAAAGCAUAUACUAUAAUUUCUACUGCAUGAGCCACUUUUUGCUGUUGGUGGUGUUAUGUAUUUUUUGUUUCUAUACUGUAAACCACCCUGUGGUCUUCAGAUGAGGGGCUGUACAUACAUUUAAUAAAAAAUAAUAAAACUACUCAGCAAUUGUCUUAAAACUUCACAAUCUCCUUCACCACGGGGGGGGGGGGGGAAUCCCUUCCAUCCCGCUUUGCAAUUUAGAGAGAGCUGCCUUAUGACACCCAAACCGAUGUUGAGACAUGGUCAAACCAUUUAGCUCUGUGAGCCAUUACAGGUCAGCCUAUCCAGCUUUCAAAUAUGUGUUGACGGCUGGUGAUAAAACGAGAGAAUCCUAGAUUAGCUUGCCCAUAUCUGGACGGACUGGUGCAAAAAGCCUCGCUUGUUUAUUUAGAUCAAGCACAGACAACAUGUUCUGCAAUGAACGGCGCAUCUAAAGAAUAUCAGAAGCAAGAGAGCCUGUGCUAAUUGGCAUAUUUUAGUUGCAUGCAAUUGGUUGGACGGUGUUCUCGAAGCUACCAGCAUGAGUUUGACCAAAGUGCGGGAGGCAGUGGAAGACAGAAGUGCCUGCCGUGCUCUGGUCCAAGGGGUCACGAAGAGUCGGACACGACUAAACGACUAAACAGCAACAACAAGUUGCAUGUAAUCAACACAAUUUGUAUAUCGGUUACAUGGAUAGGGUGACAGAUGCUGGAUAAAGUUGGACUUCUCAGUUCUUGGCCUCUGGGAUUUUGCUGCAACAAGAUUCAGUGCUGGUGCAGUGAUUCUCAUUUUUUUAUUUUGCUGUCUGGUCACAGGGCUUACAUGCAAAAGAUGAUGCAGAAGAUGGCAUUUCAGCAGGUGCAGGUUGUUAUGAAACAACACUUGCUGAAAUCCUUUUCUUCCACACAAUGCUGACUUUUCCACACAUACUCUGGCUUCGUGUCACACUUAUACAGAGGCUAUGCAAAUGUCAGCAUAAUCAAGGAUAAUUAUGCAUCCUCAUCAUUAAGAGAGCAGUGGUGGGGAGUUCAGGUGCAUGGCCUGGAUCCCCAGUGAGCCAUGCCAUCAAUGGGUCACCCCACUGAGCUGCCUUCUGCUGUGGGCAGGCAGUCUGUGUGCCUGCUCACCUGGCAGCGGCGAUGUGGUAGUUUGGCAAUACCACUGAUUCCAGCCCCAGGCAGCGUGCCUGACCUUACUGGCCCAACUGCUUCAAAUAUGCCGGACCUGAUAUACACAGGGCUGGAGUAAUUAGGAACCUAGGUGUCCAUUAGGAACAUGGGGUACACCUAGCUCAGUCGUCAAGGAGCUGUCAGGCAAGCACAGGCCAUCCACAGGGCAGGAAAGAACACGAGGCACAAAAAGCAGUUAGCUUCUAUUCACAGAAAGUAACGACACAGCAGAGUUCCUCUGGCUCAUCUUAUUCAACUGGAGACAUUGCUGAGACUGAUCACUGGGCCUUUCUUCCCCUCCUAGGCUCUCACUCUGGAUCCAUCCCAAGCAGAAAAUUCUGCCUCGGGGGGGGGGGGGCUCCUCCUCUGGGCCUGUCUGGCCCAUUGCUCAGCAACGUGCAGGACUCUCCUUGAGCAAAGUGUCAAAGGGCGAGGAAAACCAGCAGGACUGGGACUCUGAGAGCCAGCGUGGUGCAGUGAUUAAGAGCGGUAGUCUCGUAAUCUGGUGAACUGGGUUCGCUUCCCUGCUCCUCCACAUGCAGCUGCUGGGUGACCUUGGGCUGGUCACACUUCUCUGAAGUCUCUUAGCCCCACUCACCUCACAGAGUGUUUGUUGUGGGGGAGGAAGGGAAAGGAGAAUGUUAGCCGCUUUGAGACUCCUUUGGGUAGUGAUAAAGCGACAUAUCAAAUCCAAACUUCUCCUCCUCCUCCUCCUCCUCCUCUUCUGCUGGGUAGCAAUGGCAACCUCUGACUCCUCUCUGUCUGAGUCUGCACUCACACUGUGACUCUUUGCCUCUACACCUGUCCUGGAAGGGCCUCCUUCACCUGACCCACCUUGAUCGCUCAACCCCCCAGCUUCUAUUACCUCCCUGCUAAUCCUUUCCCCAGACUGCUCCCCAGUGUCCCACUGUCAGGAAUGAGCCAGUUCUAAGCGAAGGUUUGAAGCCAACUGCAGAAAGCAGCCAGGAACAGAGAAGCUUAGAUGUUAUAGUCAGGCAAGGGAUAGCCGGCAGCUGCAGACUUCGGCUCUUCCUAACCUUGACGGGCAGACUGAUAAGGCAGGAGCUGAGAGCAGGCUAGAACACAGAAGAAGCUCACAGGAAGCACAAAAAGGCACAAAUAGCCUCUCAGAGGAGUUUGAGGUUGGAGUUGACCCACUAAGUCCGAAGAGUCAGUGAAUGGGAGGGCUGCUAGAUAGGAAGCAAAACAAGAGAUGUAAGAGUCGUAAGUUCAAUAUCUUCUGUGGACACCGGAAGGAGUCUUCAGAAGGGUCAUCUUGAGUAAUGAUGCUGGAGGCUUUGUCGGAGCCAUCUGGAGCUAUCUGUUUGUUUUUGCAAUAAAUCCGCCUUCUAAUUACCUACGCUUACUGUUUCAUGAAGCUGGGAACCUGGACCCCUGACACCCACCACCACGACUCGGGGUCUAAGCCAUCAUCUUCUGUGUCAUCUGUGGGGGGCUCUUGGGAAGGCGUUACCCAGUACUCUUCCUCAUCCAGCCAGUCCCUAACAUCAGUAUUGCCUACCCUGAUUGGCAGAAGCUCUCCAGGGUUUCUGGCAGAGCUUGUUCCUCACUUGACCUGGGGGUGCUGGGGAUUGAACCCGGGACCUGCUGCAUGCAAAGCAGAUGCUGCACCACUGAGGUAUGGCUUUCCCCCAAAAUAAAAUGGCAAAGCCAGCUGGUUUAGGCAUGGAGCCUGCAGCUCCAGUCAUAGAAUCAUAGAAUAGAAUCAUAGAAUCAUAGAGUUGGAAGAGACCACAAGGGCCAUCGAGUCCAACCCCCUGCCAAGCAGGAAACACCAUCAGAGCACUCCUGACAUAUGGUUGUCAAGCCUCUGCUUAAAGACUUCCAAAGAAGGAGACUCCACCGCAAAUUCCACUGUCGAACAGCUCUUACUGUCAGGAAGUUCUUCCUAAUGUUUAGGUGGAAUCUUCUUUCUUGUAGUUUGGAUCCAUUGCUCCGUGUCCGCUUCUCUGGAGCAGCAGAAAACAACCUUUCUCCCUCCUCUAUGUGACAUCCUUUUAUAUAUUUGAACAUGGCUAUCAUAUCACCCCUUAACCUCCUCUUCUCCAGGCUAAACAUGCCCAGCUCUCUUAGCCGUUCCUCAUAAGGCAUCGUUUCCAGGCCUUUGACCAUUUUGGUUGCCCUCCUCUGGACACGUUCCAGUUUGUCAAUGUCUUUUAAAAUUGUCCCUGUUGGCUAUUGCUUUAGCAGCAGCAAUGGGACCCAAUGGUGGAGGAUUUGGUUCUGGCAGCAGGGGGGCACUUCCUGCAGUCUUCGUACGUCAUGCGGUGGCGGCAGACCUGCCAUGGUGACUCAGCCCAGUUGGCUCAACUCUGCCACACGAAAUCUUCUUAAUUGGAGUUGCUGGGGAUUGGAUUUGGAACCUUCUACGUGCAAAACAUGUCCUCUGUCACUGAACUAUAUACAUGCUCUUUUCUCUGGACCAACACAUCUACCGAGCAAGUUUUUUUGCCUGAUGACUCAUGCAGUCCUCUGUGCUUAAAUAUAUGGAUGCAGUGAUUGGCCCUUAUUCUGGAGUCAAUGAGCCCUUUCCCUUCACACAUACACACACCCGGAAAUAUUUUUAGCUGUUUUCCCCAACAAUAGUAAAGAUUAACUUAAUAGUAAAUAACUGGCUGUGUGCUUGUAUUAUUUUAGCAACAUGCACACCUAGAUUCAUCUGGUAGCUGCACGCCUAAACCGCCAUCAGGAAGCUGAAGAGGAACGAGAGCAUUUGCGAUCGUAGACAGGACAGUGUAAUCCUGAAAUCGCUGCAUCUUAAAAUAAAUAAAUGAAUCUUUAAAUACUGAAGCUUGAAAGACUUUUUCAGGUAUCGCCGAACAAUGGCAAAUUAGCACAGUUGUGGAGAAUACCUAAAAGGAAAGUAUAAUACUUUAAAAUCAGGACAUGGACAUGGUUAAGUAUAAUUAUUUAAUUGUACAUUGAAAUGGAAAAUGGCUCUGCGUGUGUGAAAGGAACAUGGAAAUUUCCACUGGAGCUAAGUAAGAUCUCUCUGGGUGUCUAAUAGGUUGAUAAUGAACUGAGAAUGUGUCUCUGCUGUUCUCCCAACCCAUCCUAGUUGGAAUCUGUUUGCAACAAUCUGAAACGGAUUUUGCUUCCAACAUUCCUAAUUGUGGAGGCUGUUGGAUUUUGAAAGGCGGGAGCUUAGCAAAUUACUCUCCAGGUGGUGCAGUGGGUCAGUGUAUCUGGCUGUUAACCAGAAGGUCAGUGGUUCAAAGCUUUGGGCCAGGAUUCCUGCAUUGCAGGGGGUUGGACUAGAUGACUCUUGGGGUCCCUUCCAACUCUACAAUUCCAUGAUUCUAUGUAUUGAACUUGGCCAAUACAUAAUGCAACGGUUUUGCAAUUCCUUGAAACAAGAUUAUUAUUUUUUUUAAAAAGAAAGUAGAGUUUUAAAAUGUCGCACUGAAAAUCAGACCCGUUCAGCUGUUUUAUUGUUGUCUUUUGUGUCUUCCUUGCACUAGGUUCACCAAGAUGAAGACGGCGACCAACAUCUACAUAUUUAACUUGGCCCUUGCUGAUACCUUGUGCCUGAUAACUUUGCCUUUCCAAGGCACCGAUACCUUCUUAGGUUCCUGGCCAUUUGGAAACGCUCUCUGCAAGAUUGCCAUCUCCAUCGACUACUAUAACAUGUUCACCAGCACCUUCACGCUGACGAUGAUGAGCGUGGACCGAUAUAUUGCCAUCUGCCACCCCAUCAAGGCCCUGGAUAUCCGCACACCCCACAAGGCGAAAGUCGUCAACGUCUGCAUUUGGGCUUUGGCCUCUGUCUUUGGUAUUCCUGUGAUGGUGAUGGGAUCGACCGAGAAUGAAAACGACGGUGAGUGAAAUGAAAUAUCUUAAGAAUGCAAGAUGGGCUGUCUGUUUUAAACGGUAAUUGUUAAAAUCUAUGGGGUGGCGGGUGGCACUGUGGUCUAAACCACUGAGCCUCUUGGGCUUGCCGAUUGGAAGGUUGGUGGUUCGAAUCCCUUUGCCGGGGUGAGCUCCCAUUGUUCGGUCCCAGCUCCUGCCAACGAAAGCACGUCAAAGUGCAAGUAGAUAAGUAGGUACCGCUCUAGCGGGAAGGUAAAAGGCAUUUCCAUGCGCUGCUCUGGUUUCGGUGUUCCGUUGCACCAGAAGCGGCUUAGUCAUGCUGGCCGCAUGACCCGGAAACUUGUCUGUGGACAAAUGCCGGCUCCCUUGGCCUGUAAAGCGAGAUGAGCACCGCAACUCCAGAGUCGCCUGUGACUGGACUUAACUGCCAGGGGUCCUUUACCUUUACCUUUUUAUUAAAAUCUAUAAACUUUCUUCUUCAUUUAGGCUGCAACCUAAACACCACUUUCCCCAGGAGUAAGCCUCAUUGGAUUCAAGGGGACUUACGCAUGAGUAGACAUGGCUAGGAUUGCACUGGUAGAAAAACAAGUUGGAUUCAAUCCAACUUUGGUUCAUCAGUUUCAACAGCUCUACUCUGAGUAAAAUGCAGUUGAAUGCUCCCCAAUGUUUUCCUAAAAUGCAUAACUGCCACAUGGACUUUUAACUUAUGCCAGCCUUUGCCAACCUGCUAAAAAUAUAGACCCAGCAUGCAGCAGGUUUGACAAAGGUACGUUUGCAUGCUGGGGUCAUUCGGAAAUGCAAGGUGGUACAAACCACUCAAUAUUGGGCUGGGAAAAAAGACUAGAACAUCAUUUCCAGAUGAUCUGGACUACAAUACCCAUCAUCCUUGACCAUUGGCCAUGUUGACUAGGCUGAUGGGAAUUAAAAUCCAGAACAUCCUGAAGGCACCAAAUCACCAAAAACUGUUGGCAGCAAGGCCUUCAGCUGUGGUUCAAAGACUAAUUCUCAUUACCUGGAUAUUCCUUAAUUUAUUGGUGUUUGAGCUAAAUGAAUGACUUCCUACCCAAGGAAUGAGAAAUCUACCAGAAAUAAUAAAAGAUGAUGCACUCAUAGCUAUAUAGGUACUUUCUGGAGUGCUUUGAAGAUAAGAAAGUCACAAGAAAGGGCAUUCCUUUCUUUCAUUGUUUCCUCAACCUUCUGUGAUUUUCAGCUUUGCUUUUCAGAUUAUACAAACAAUUCAAAUUCAUCUAUCUGUAGAUAAAUAUUACUUUGUUGUAAAAUGGUUCUGAUGGGGUUGGCUGGUAAACUUAGGUGCAGCAAUAUAUUUUUGUAGUGAUUCACUAUGUAGAAUCAGCUGCCGGCAAUAUAUAUACCACUCGCUAUAGACACACACACACACACACACACAUGGCAAAAUGCCUCCAUCCAAUUUUGCAAUGCAUAUCACUCAGAAGGUGUGUGUAUGUGUGCAUUUGGAUCAAAAUGCCCCCUCCCCCAUUUUGCAAUCUUCAAAGGUGUGUGUGAUGGUAGUGGGGCGUUUGGGCAAUUUUUUGAGGGCCAACUCCUGCCACCCCACUGCCAUACAUACCGUAUUUUUCGCCCUAUAGGACGCACUUUUCCCCCUCCAAAAAUGAAGGGGAAAUGUGUGUGCGUCCUAUGGGGCGAGUGCAGGUUUUCACUGAAGCCUGGAGAGCGAGAGGGGUCAGUGCGCACCAACCCCUCUCACUCUCCAGGCUUCAGGAGAGCCCCACCGCCAACCCCACAAGCUCGGGGGAUAGCGGGGAGGCGCAGCGUGCCUUUCCCACUGUCCCCCGACUUGGUUAGAAGGCUGGCGGAGGGCUUCCCCCUCCUCCAGCCCCGCAAGCACCCAGAGCGAUGCCAAAGCUGCGUGCAGCUUUGGCAUCGCUCUGGGUCCCAUUCUGGGGGCUGGCGUCGGGGGAAGCAUGAGCUUCCCCUGCCCCAGCCCUGCGCCUGGGGGGAAAAAUAAUUUUUUCCCCUUUAUUCCCACCCCCCCAAAUCUAGGUGCGUCCUAUGGGACGGUGCGUCCUAUAGGGCGAAAAAUAUGGUAAAUAUCAUGGCCUCGAUCUAAGGGGCAUUUGGGGAAAAUAAAAAUCUCAGCUGCCAGCUGCCAGCCUUUGGCAAGAGUCCUGGCACAACUGCAAAUCACAUUGGACUUACAGAGAUCGACUUAGUUGGGACUGAACCCUUGAAUUCCACAGACCAAAUCCAAAAAAUUAUGCUAACCUUUUCCUCUACUAGACUGCCCUCACUGAUUCACAAGCUGAAAUUCAGAUUGUCAAGCAGAGGAGUUUUUCCAACCUGGGUAUUUUGCAAUUCUAUUGUUGCGCCCUUAUGUAAGAUGAGGACUGGUGCUUCAGAGGGGCCCACAAAACCAAAGCCUGGAACCCCAAUGGAAGUAAUGACAUCACAAAAAAAACUUGACAGGUGGGGAGGAAACAGACAUGCCUGAGUUGAAUUCGCAGGAUCAUGCCCAGCAUCAAAAUAACCAAGUGAGCCAAAAGGAACAGCCGAUUCCUCUAGACAACCAUCUUCAGGAAUCUGAGCACUCUGUAAAUCCUUUGGAAGAGGAUUUUCUCAGCUCCUUUAGGAAUCUCCCUCAGGAAGACCACCAAACAGUCAUCAAGAGGCUCGAUCUUAUGAGCCAGACGUUGAAAGAGAUUAAAGAAUCGGAGGCAGAGACUGACAAUAGACCCAAUGGCCACAACAGAAUGAUAACGAUAGAAGUGCAAAUCAGGGAAUGAAAGCAGCGUCAGGUAAACUUGGGGGAAGCCUUGCCAGCCUCCAGUUUUUCAAGCUGAAAUGUCUUAGCAGAGAACUUCCACAGUCUUCCAAUGUUAUCAUGCAGUGUUAGGGUUUUUGUUUGUUUUUGUUUGCAUCAAUUGAAUUUUGGAUCAAUUCGCCCACUGUAUAAUUAAUUUUGUGUUUUGUCUUAAAUGGUGAUGCUUAAAAGCAACGUCUAACAGGCUAGAAGGGAAAGGUCAGGAAAGACUAUGGAUGUCUAGGGAUGAGCAACAACCACCCGCUCAUCUAGGAUGAUGGAUGAAUCUGCCAAUUUCAUUUUCUCUCAGUUUAUCAUUUUCCCAGUCUUAAACCAUUCCAUUUCAGCUUGCAUCUAGGGUGAGUUAUCAUGAAAAUCCAUCAGCAUUUUCAUGUGAAUUUCUAUGGAUAUACACCUUUUGUUUGCAAACACGUUUCCCUAGAAAGCAUUUUUCUUCGUAUUUUCCAUAAAUAUAGGCACAUUUCAGUUCAUGUUAUUCAGCUGGAGAACUGAAUCCUAUUAUUUUGAAAAGGGCUAAUUUUGAAAGAUAAAUGUGUUCCAGCUCAUGUGUUUGUUUCGGGAACUGCAAAAUAGGGGGCUUGGCAUUCAAAUGCAAACCGAACUGAAUUUCUCCCCCACCUGGUACUUUCAUCUCAAUUUCCCAGGUACAUUUCCAUAUAUCAGCCUCCUCCAACUUGGUCCCUUCCAGAUGUUUUGGACUACAUCUCCCAUCAUCUCCAGCCACUGCAGCUGACGGGGACUGCUGGGACCUGUAGUCCUGAAAUUCUGGAGGGCAUCAGGUUGGGGGUGGCUGCCCCACACCUUGGCAUUGUCUGGGGGGCAUUUUGCUUGGAGAUGGUAAAAAUCCAUUUCAGCUUUGCUUCAGAUGCAUGGAGCUGGAAUCGUUUUUUAAAUGCAGCAGUGGAAAUCUCUAUGCAAAGCACGGCAUCUUCAGAAGAACCCCAAAGCAGAGCGCCGCGAAGUUAUUAGUUCACCUGUCAGCAAAUUUAGUAAAGAGACGUAACUCCAGCCCAGCCAGCCAGCACCCCCUCCCAAUUCUGGGCAUGACAACAAGUUACAAAACCAAAAGAAUCUUCCGGGCUCACUAGUAAGACUCGAGGGGCCCAUGUUUCCGUUCCUGACUGCUUGCCAAGUGUGAAAUAGCUCUGAGUAAUCUUGAGCUUACAUGGGCUUGGCUGGGGUUUUAAUGCCACCCAUGACAUAUCGCCUGAGCUCCCAGAACAAUUUGGGGAAUUAAGGUGGAAGGGAAGACUUAGAAUCAUAGAAUCAUAGAAUCAUAGAGUUGGAAGGGACCACAAGGGCCAUCGAGUCCAACCCCCUGCCAAGCAGGAAACACCAUCAGAGCACUCCUGACAUAUGGUUGUCAAGCCUCUGCUUAAAGACCUCCAAAGAAGGAGACUCCACCACUCUCCUUGGCAGCAAAUUCCACUGUCAAACAGCUCUUACUGUCAGGAAGUUCUUCCUAAUGUUUAGGUGGAAUCUUCUUUCUUGUAGUUUGGAUCCAUUGCUCCGUGUCCGCUUCUCUGGAGCAGCAGAAAACAACCUUUCUCCCUCCUCUAUGUGACAUCCUUUUCUAUAUUUGAACAUGGCUAUCAUAUCACCCCUUAACCUCCUCUUCUCCAGGCUAAACAUGCCCAGCUCCCUUAGCCGUUCCUCAUAAGGCAUCGUUUCCAGGCCUUUGACCAUUUUGGUUGCCCUCCUCUGGACACGUUCCAGUUUGUCAGUGUCCUUCUUGAACUGUGGUGCCCAGAACUGGACACAGUACUCCAGGUGAGGUCUGACCAGAGCAGAAUACAGUGGCACUAUUACUUCCCUUGAUCUAGAUGCUAUACUUCUAUUGAUGCAGCCCAGAAUUGCAUUGGCUUUUUUAGCUGCCGCGUCACUGUUGGCUCAUGUCAAGUUUGUGGUCAACCAAGACUCCUAGAUCCUUUUCACAUGUACUGCUCUCAAGCCAGGUGUCCCCCAUCUUGUAUUUGUGCCUCUCAUUUUUUUUGCCCAAGUGAAAUACUUUACAUUUCCCCCUGUUAAAACUUGUUCAAGCGCUUAUGAAGCCCAAAACAUCAGAUGUUCCACUUGCCUGUGGAUUAGUCCUCUUGCUGCUCAUUGGCUAAAUUUCAUCCCUGGGUGUGCCUGUGUGUCUACCUAGCUCCCUAAAAAUUAUUGAUAACAUUCAUAUCCUUCCACAGACAUCUGAAGGCAGCCCUGCAUCGGGGUGAUUUUAAUGUGUGGUGUUCAAUUGUGUUGUUGUUGUUGUUGUUGUUGUUGUUGUUGUUGUUGUUGUGUUUUUGUAUACUGUACUGUGUUGGAAGCUGCCCAGAGUAACUGGGGCAACCCAGUCAGAUGGGUGGGGGUAUUAUUAUUAUUAUUGCUAUUGCUAUUGUUAUAUCCCAGCACUCCUCCAUGGAGCUCAGCGUGGAAUAUGUAGCUUUCUUUCCCUCUCCUCUUUUGUUCUCUCAACAACCCUGCGAAGUAAGUUAAAGUGAGAGAAAGCGGCUGGCCAAGAACAACUACAACACAGUGAUUAUCAUGGCAAAUGUUCCAGAUUUGGUGGGUGUCAGCCAUAUUAUGGGACUGUUGAGAGUCGCUUGGGGUUGGGGGAAGACAAUAGUUCAAAGGAAUGCAUGCAGAAGGUCCCAGUUUCAAUCCCCGGCAUCUUCAGGUAGGACUGGAAGAGACUCCUGCCUGAAACCCUGGAGAACUGUCACCAGUCAGUGUGAGGAAUACUGAGCUAGAUGGACCAAUGGCUUAACUUGGUAUAAGGCAACUUCAAGGGGGAACUGGGGAUUUUCAACACUGGUCUCCUAUGUACAGGUCCAGCACUCUAAACACUGUACAACACUGGCUGUCAGGCAUUAGAAUAAUAGAAUUGUAGAGUUGGAAGGGAUGCCAAGGGUCAUCUAGUCCAACGCCCUGCAAUGCAGGAAUAAUAAUAAUAAUAAUAAUAAUAAUAAUAAUUUAUUUAUUUAUACCCCACCCAUCUGGCUGGGUUUCUCCAGCCACUCGGAGCGGCUUCCAACAGACUAUUAAAAUACAAUAACCUAUUAAACAUUAAAAGCUUCCCUAAAUAGGGCUGCCUUCAGAUGUCUUCUAAAACUCUGGUAGUUGUUUUUCUCUUUGACAUCUGGUGGGAGGGUGUUCCACAGGGCGGGUGCCACUACCGAGAAGGCCCUCUGCCUGGUUCCCUGUAACUUGGCUUCUUGCAGCGAGGAAAAUGCCAGAAGGCCCUCGGCGCUGGACCUCAGUGUCUGGGCAGAAUGAUGGGGGUGGAGACGCUCCUUCAGGUAUACUGAACCAAGGCCGUUUGGGGCUUUAAAGGUCAGCACCAACACUUUGAAUUGUGCUCAGAAAUGUACUGGGAAUCUCAGCUAAAGCAUCUGUGACGGAUGCCCAUCCAACCUCUGCUUAAAAACCUCCAAGGAAGAAGAGUCCAUUACCUUCUGAGGGAGUCUGUUUCACUGUUGAAUAGCUCUUCCUGUCAGAAAGUUCUUCCUGAUGUUUAGUCAGAAUCUCCUUUCUGACUAAAUCUAUUGAUUUGGGUGAAUUCUCCAGAGCAGGAGGAAACAAGCUUGCUCCAUCUUCCACGUGAUAGCCCUUGAGGUAUUUGAAGAUGGCUAUCAUAUCUCCUCUCAGUCUCCUCUUUUCCAGGCCAAACAUACCCAACUCCCUCAACCAUUCCUCAUAAGGCUUAAUCAUCUUGGUCACCCUCCUCUGCACACAUUCUAGCUUGUCAAUAUCCUUCUUAAAUUGUGGUGUCCAAAAAAUGGCCACAGGACUCCAUGUAUGGUCUGACCAAGGCAGAAGAGAGGUGUAAUAUUACUUCCCUUUAUCUGGACAGACAUCCUCACACUGAAAGCUGAGACCCCAAAGAACUCCUAGUAGAUUCAGUUCUUUACACUCAGAUGAUAUCAUUGCAGAUUGUAAUCCUCUUCCACCCCAAGAUUAUAAAUGCCCCUAUUGUCACAGUGUGUUUUGAAUCUCUCUCCCUAUAACAAACUUUCUUUUCAUAACCAAACCCUUUCUUUCCUUUUUUGCCUCUGCAGAGAUCGACUGCCUGAUCAGACUCCCCGAACCUGUGAAUUAUUGGGAUCCAAUAUUUGGGAUCUGCAUAUUCCUCUUCUCCUUUAUGAUCCCCGUCAUGGUGAUCACCAUUUGCUACAGCCUCAUGAUCAGGCGCCUGAAGAACGUCCGCGUUCUCUCCGGAUCAAAGGAGAAGGACAGGAACCUCCGCCGCAUCGCUCGUCUGGUCCUGGUGGUGGUGGCUGUUUUCAUAAUCUGCUGGACCCCCGUCCACAUCUUUGUCCUGGUCCGCUGCCUUGGGGCCAAAGCUGACAACGAGUUCAAGCUGGCCAUCUUGUACUUUUGCACCGCCCUGGGCUACACCAACAGCUGCCUGAACCCAGUGCUCUACGCUUUCUUGGACGAGAACUUUAAGACCUGCUUCAAGAAGUUCUGCUUCCCAUCUGCCUUCAGAAAGGAGUUGCAGAUGUCCAACCGCAUGUGCAGUAUUGCCAAGGAUGUGGCUUAUGCCUGCAAGAACUCAGAUGGGACUAACAAUCCCGCAUGACUAGGCGUGGAAAUCCCUAUGGUACCUGUCAGCCAGCAAAGCCCGACGACCCCCACGUCGGAGUUGACUCAGAUAACAGCUCUUUGAAGUCCAAGUGUUUUGGCCCACAGGCAGCCAGGAGGAGGAACGUAUGAGAGCACCAAUUUCACCAUGAUAUAGAAAAGUGACCUCAGAAUGACACUCUUCUUUCCCUCUAAAGGCUGCAUUUGGUUAUGCCUCUUGGAUUCUGUAAGGCUACAGGUCCUGUAGACUUCGCUUGCUUGCACGCACACACAGAGAGAGACAAUUUGUUUUGAAACGAAGGAGGCAAUGCCGAAACGUGGGCAAGGAACAUUUCACCACUAUGUACAGCUUGAGUGACUUCAACAGAUCAUCAGGCAGGGAAUCAAUUGAGAAAGCGUUGCCUGGGGAUUUCCUAUGUGCUCUAAAAAUCAAGCUUCAUUGGAGCUACAGGCCAGAAUGGCGUUGAGAGGGAACAAUUUCCCCAAAAUGUUCAUGAGAACACGAUGGUGCACCUUGCACCGUUCAUUUCUGCCUCGAGCAAGGGAGAUCCAGAAGGAUCUCUUCAUGCAGCCUUCAGUGGAUGGGUGCAUGGAUACAGGAUAAAGACCUACUUGGUGUUGGAGAAUGCAAUCUCUUUUGCGUUUGUUUGUUUUUAAUAUAUAUAUAAAGUGCACCCUCGCUUCAUCUGCAAAAUCUCUCUAGUGAGCAACCUGAGAGGCUGCGAUGAUAAAUAUUAAUCACUUUGAUUAAUGUACCCAGGGAGGUUUUUUCGCAAUGCAGCAGUAACAGAAGCCACGGACGGGCAUGGCUAGAAUGAAAUCAAGGGACAUCAUUGAGAUGCAAAGCAUCAGUUUGAUCAGUGACGACUGAAGGGAUGAAAAAUGAAGAGAUGAG